AUGGCUGAUCAACCAUCCGACGCAAUCCUGGAGUGGAUCGGAAAGGGAAAGACAUAUGAGGAUGUUCCUGCGAUCAUCUCCAAUGAGCUGCUCUGGCGGUCUCUUGGACUCCUGCGGUACACUCAUCUGAAUCUCCCAGCUGCAGCCUUCUUGAUAUUCGUGCCAUCUAGCUGCGUUCGUGAAGUGAACGAAGGGGCCAUUCUCAAACUCACCCUGAAGUUUUUCGACGAGGUUUAUGUCAAAUUGUUGCCACAGAGGGCACAGAUUGCUGCAGCAGUCACUCGGCUGCUUUUUGCCCUAGUUCACCUUCCACCACCACCUUCACCAACGUCGUCCACAGCGGACGACUCAGCGCACAACACGACCACCACGGCGACCCCCGAGCCCACCGCCUCCUCGGCCGCGGCCCCCGACCCCUCGAACACCGCCCCGACCCCCAACACCGCUCCCAGCACCACCAACUCUUCCCUUCCGCCACUCGCCCAGAAGACCUUUCUCUCAGCGAAACAGGCAGCUAUGGACGGCUGGAGCAAGAUCUCGUCGAGUUUGAACAACAUCAACUUCGCCCAGGCGGGCACCAAGCUCAGCAAGGGUUUCAGCUCGGGCGUGCAGGCGACUCGUGAGCGCCUUGGGCAGGUCGCGCCAGACGAGAUUACAGAGCUUCCUCAGGAGUACAAAGACCUCGAAGCUCGCGUCGAUGCCCUACGCGCUGCGCACAUCUCCAUCCUUAAGAUAACCAAAGUCUACGAGUCCGAAACCUACGAUUACCCCGUGCAAAUCCAAGAGUCCCUCUCUGAGCUAUCGUCCUCGAUCGGGUACAACAUCACCAACUUUGCUGCAUCCAACCUCAAAGGAACCAACCUUCCUGUGCCCACUACACCCACCUCUCCGCCGGUGUCGCAGCACAAGACCCUCCCGCACGCCCUCGCCCGUGCCGCGCACGCUGCAGCGUCCACCGUCGCUGCUACCCCGACUGACGGAGGCGAAGAUAAGCUGGGGAGGGCCCUGGGCCUGUAUGCGAGCGGAUGGGAGAAGGUCGCAGAGGCAAGGCUGGAUCAGGACGCGGCGAUUCAGGACAACUUCUUGCACCCCUGGCAGACGACGCUGAAUGCGAGCAUUGCGGUCGCGAUGAAGGCGCGCCAGGCGGUCAAGGUUAGUCGGUUGGAGUUGGAUGCGGCGAAACAGUCGUUGAAGAGCGCCAGUGCUGCUAAACAAGAGCAUGCUCGUCUUGAGGUCGAGAACGCCGAGGACGACCUCGUGCAGAAGACCGAAGUCGCCAUCACGCUCAUGAAGACUGUCCUAGAGAACCCCGAACCUAUCAAGAACCUCAACGAGCUCGUCAAGUCACAGCUGGUCUACUUCAGCGCUGCCGCCGAGGCACUCUCCACCGUCCAGGGCGAGAUCGAGGAACUCAGUGUCGCUGCCGAGGGCGAGUACAGCAGCCAACGAGCGGGGAAGCUUGUUUCCUCGGUAGAAUCACAUUCCUGGAGCGUAGAGGAUAAAAAGGUGAGCAAGAAUUCAACUCCGCGACUGUCGAUCAUUAACGCCCUCGCCAAAAACAACCAGAAGAAAAUGCUUCGCUUACUUUUGCUCGUCUCCGCCGCUCUCGUCGCUCAGGCCGUGGCCCAGUGCAGCUACACGACGCUGCAACAGGCAACCACCGACUACGUUGCCUCGCGGGCCGCCGGUCAGAUUACCGCCCUCAGUUCGGCCACCUACACGGAGAACUUCAGGACUGCAGACAUCAGGAACAGCGUGUUCUCCCGGCCGCUCAGGAUCGACCACAACCGCAGCAUCCACGACACAACAGCGUGUGCGACCUACACCGAGCUCAUCAUUACCGAUAGCGCACACCCGUAUGUGAUCGGCACGCAGAUACACUUCACCGAGGCCGGCCAGGCGUCCAGGGUCGACUCGAUCGUCACCGACCAGGGCGACUGGCUGUUCAACGCGACGGGCACACUGUAUUGGGCGCAGCAGGAGAACUGGGGCACGAUCCCCGAGGAGAGGCGGGACACCCGUGCGACGAUCCAGGCGGCAGCGGACGCGUAUCUCGACUUGUUCAACAAUCCCAGUGUCGUCGUGCCAUGGGGUACGCCAUGUGCGCGCCUCGAGGGUGGAGCGUAUACUGGGAGGGGGUUGCCAACCGACACGUGCAACGUUGGAGUACCGAGCGGCGUCCAGCUUGUGAACCGCCGCUAUGUUAUCGACGAGACGGUUGGCGCAGUCGACGUGUUUUUGAACUUCGGUGGCGCGAAUGGAAUUCCCGACAGCCACGAGUUCCGCAUUCAAGAAGGAAAACUCCGCUAUGUCCACACCAUGACGGUUAUGCAGUGA
Messenger RNA from Cyclocybe aegerita, 2337 nucleotides. The record is from the annotation of a GenBank genome assembly. NCBI's taxonomy places the organism in Eukaryota, Fungi, Basidiomycota, Agaricomycetes, Agaricales, Hemipholiotaceae.